AUGGCCACUUCUUACAAAUAUCCAGCCCAAACCCGAGAACCAAAAGACAAGAAAACGGAAAACAACCCAACCAGGGCGGGAGGCGGGGGACCAGGACGGAGGGACCGAAACCAAACCAAACACAAGGAGCAUGAGACCAAAACAGAGCCCAGAAACAAACAAAAACAGUCCAAAACAGAAGAUGCUGGAGUCCAGGGAAACAGCGUCCAUGGAGAGCAGAAGGUCGACCCGGGGAGCGACAGCACAAAAGUUCAUAGUUCGACUGUUCAGGGGCCCGACCACGUGAGAAGUGGCAGUGGCAGCAGAACAGGACUGGAGACCGGCUGCGUGGAAGACGGCGGCGGCUACAGAGCGGGUCCGGAGGCCGGCCGCGUGGAAGACGGCGGCGGCUACAGAGCGGGUCCGGAGGCCGGCCGCGUGGAAGACGGCGGCGGCAGCAGAGCGUCGGGCGUACUGGUCGAAGCUUGGUGGGCACAGGACCAGACGAGGCGGGACCAGACGGUGGCGUGGCAGCCACGGGCGACGAUGGAACGGGACCAGACGGUGGCGUGGCAGCCACGGGCGACGAUGGAACGGGACCAGACGGUGGCGUGGCAGCCACGGGCGACGAUGGAACCGGACCAGACGGUGGCGUGGCAGCCACGGGCGACGAUGGAACCGGACCAGACGGUGGCGUGGCAGCCACGGGCGAUGGCGUAGGCGGAGCUGAAGCAGAAGCCGGAG
Molecule: messenger RNA, 723 nt
Organism: Oreochromis niloticus (Nile tilapia)
Lineage: Eukaryota; Metazoa; Chordata; Actinopteri; Cichliformes; Cichlidae
Exons: 3
Coding region: 1-699 (232 amino acids)
Source: RefSeq, a predicted model, not a curated record